Messenger RNA from Plutella xylostella (diamondback moth), 979 nucleotides. RefSeq lists its product as hypothetical. The record is from RefSeq and is a predicted model, not a curated record. NCBI's taxonomy places the organism in Eukaryota, Metazoa, Arthropoda, Insecta, Lepidoptera, Plutellidae. Gene Ontology annotation, cellular component: extracellular matrix.
CUUCGGCGGCGGCGGCGCCGUGGGGUGGCUAUAAGACGCAGGCGAGGCCGGGGCGCGCAACCAGUUGUCUCGAGCAAGAGCUAAGGGACGCAUAUACCUACCUAUCGUAAUUAUACACGUAUUGUUGUGUAGUGUUGUGCAGUUUGUGUUAUCAUGAUGUCGAUAUCAAGGAGCCUGCUAGUUUGUGCGUUUGCGAUAGCUGUGAUAAGCUUACGGCAAAGCUCAGCGGCACCGCAGGGGGCGCCACAAGAAGACAACGGCCCUCCUAUGCCUUACGAAUACAAAUACGACGUAGAAGACCAAGAGAAGGCGCUUUUCUUCGGCGCAAACGAGGCAGGGGACGCGCAAGGCAAAGUCAUCGGAGGCUACAAAGUUCUACUGCCUGACGGCCGCCUCAUGACCGUAGAAUACACGGUUGAGGGGGAGAGUGGAUUCGUGCCCAAGAUCACUUUUGAGGAUAACGCGAACCCCUUCGGCAAAGGCAAGUAAGACUCCUGAGGGGUUAAGAUGACGUAGGAAUUUUUUCUAUGGAUCGUGGAAUUCGUAGAUGCUCUUUUGUUUUCUGUGAUUGGAGGUGAUGAUAGGUGUUUGAUUUGAUUGAUUGGUGUUUUUUUGUUGUUAAGACCAUGACAAGGAGCUACUUAUACGAAAAAGAAUAUCUACGAAUUCUAAUAUAAAUUUGUCAUAACAUAAAAUUGAUUUCAAAAGGGUGUUUUGAAUGCCAGAUCUGCAAAUAUUUUUAAUUUUUUUAUACGAAUUCAAUUAGUUUAAUUAAACGAAGUUACCAGUGUUCUGUGAUUGUAUAAAAAGCAUUGCCAUUAGAUAAUAUUAUUAUGGUUAAGUCUGCGAUGUUACCGUUUUCUGUGUGUAUAUUCUGUAAACGGGAAUAUUUUAAACAUUAUGAUGUAUAGAUUUAGAGUUAUUAUUCCAUAUUACUUAGAUUUAUGCAAUAUAUGACUUUUGUACCUAUAUAAAAAUA